AUGUUCAUGAACUUUCCCAAACAACCAAGUAUGUUUAAAUUGUAUUAUGCUGAUUAAUAUAUUAAAAAUAAAAUUAUAAAAAUGUAUUAUUAUAAAUGACUAUGAUUUUUGAAAUUUAUUUUUCAAUCUCCUAGCCACCAGUUUGGAACAACCAGGAAUGCACAUGAACUUUCCCAAUCAACCAAGUAUGUUUUAAUUGUUUUAUUCUGAUAAUAUAUUGAAAAAAAAUAUAUAGAAAUGUUAUUUAUUAUAUGAUUAUAAUUUAUAAAAUAUAUUUUUCCACCUGCUAGCCCCAAAUUUGGAACAACCUGGUAUGCAAAUGAACUUUUCUAAUCAAGGAGGUAUGUUUAAAUUGUAUUAUGCUGAAUUUUAUAUAUAAAAUUAAAAUAUAGAAAAGGUUUUUAUUAUAUGACUAUGAUUUUUAAAAGAUGCUUUUCUUCUUCCCAGCUACCAUCAUAAAACAACCUGGAAUGCACAUGAACUUUCCCAAUCAACCAAGUAUGUUCAAAUUGUUUUAUUCUGAUAAUAUAUUGAAAAAAAAUAUAUUGAAAUGUUAUGUAUUAUAUGAUUAUAAUUUAUAAAAUAUAUUUUUCCACUUCCUAGCUCCCAAUUUGGAACAACCUGGAAUGCAAAUAAACUUUUCUAAUCAAGGAGGUAUGUUUAAAUUGUAUUAUGCUGAAUUUUAUAUUUAAAAUUAAAAUAUAGAAAUGUUUUUUUCAUAUGACUAUGAUUUUUGAAACUUAUUUUUUAAUCUCCCAGCCACCAAUUUGGAACAACCUGGAAUGCACAUAAACUUUCCCAUUCAAACAAGUAUGUCUAAAUUGUAUUAUGCUGAUUAAUAUUUUAAAAUAAAACUAUAGAAAUGUUUUUUAUUAUAUGAUUAUGAUUUAAAAUAUUUAUUCUUCCACUUCCCAGCCACCAAUCUGGAAAAGCCUGGAAUGCAAAUGAACUUUCAUAAUCAAGGAAGUAUGUUGAAAUUGUAUUAUGCUGAAUUUUAUAUUUAAAAUUAAAAUAUAGAAAUGUUUUUUAUUAUACGAUUAUAAUUUAUAAAAUAUAUUUUUCCACUUCCUAGCCCCCAAUUUGGAACAACCUGGAAUGCAAAUGAACUUUUCUAAUCAAGGAGGUAUGUUUAAAUUGCAUUAUGCUGAAUUUUAUAUUUUAAAUUAAAAUAUAGAAAUGUUUUUUUCAUAUGACUAUGUUUUUUAAAACUUAAGUUUUUAAUCUCCCAGCCACCAGUCUGGAACGACCUGGAAUGCACAUGAACUCUUCCAAUCAACCAAGUAUGUUUAAAUUGUAUUAUGCUGAAUUUUAUAUUUAAAAUAAAAAUGUAAAAAUGUAUUUUUAUAUUUGACUAUGAUUUUUAAAACCUAAUUUUCAAUCUCUCAGCCACCAAUUUGGAACAACAUAGAAUGUAUAUGAACUUUCCCAAUCAAACAAGUAUGUUUAAAUUUUAUUAUGCCGAUUAUUAUUUUUAAAAGAAAAUCAUAGCAAUGUUAUUUUUUAUAUGAUUAUAAUUAAGAUAAUUUAUUAUUGAACUUCCCAGACACCAAUUUGCAACAAACUAGAAUGCACAUGAACUUCCCCAAUCAAAUAAGUAUGUUUAAACUGUAUUAUGCUGAUUAAUAUAUUUAAAAUAAAAUUAUAAAAAUGUUUUUCAUUUUAUGAUAAUGAUUUAUUAUAUUUAUUUUUCCGUUUUCCAGCUACCAAUUUGGAAAAUCCUGGAAUGCAAAAGAACUUUCUUAAUCAAGGAAGUAUGUUUAAAUUGUAUUAUGCUGAUUAAUAUAUUUAAAAUUAAAUUAUAAAAAUGUUUUUUAUUUUAUGAUAAUGAUUUAUUAUAUUUUUUUUUUCACUUCCCAGCUACCAAUUCGGAAAAGCCUGGAAUGCAAAUGAACUUUCCUAAUCAAGGGAGUAUGUUUAAAUUAUAUUAUGCUGAUUAUUAUAUUCAAAAUCAAAUUAGAGUAGUGGUUUUUAUUAUAUGACUAUGAUAUACAUAAUUUUUUUUUCUUCCUAGCCACCAUUUUACAACAACCUGGAAUGCAAAUGAAUUUUUCCAAUCAAAGAAGUACGUUCACCAUAAAUUAUGCUGAUUAAUCUAUUUAAAGAAAACUUAGUACACCUUAAAUACUAGUAGGGAAAAUUAAAUUACUAUACAUUUUCCACAUAUUUUACAUGUAAAUUUUGUUAAUAUUACAUAAUUAGUUCCGUUAUAAAUCUGAAAUAAAUGUUUAAAAUCAUAUGACCAACACUAACCAGAUGGGUGCUCUCAAUGAUCUAUAGGCAACUGAUCUAACUUAUAGAACUAUUUCGACUCUCUUAAUUUUGUUUAUAACAUUAAAAAUCAUAAAGUACAGAACUAUUAAUUAAAUUUUUAAUUUGUAUCAAAUUUAAUGAUUAAAUAUUUAUAAAAAGUAACAGAAGUUGUUAUAUUAUUGUUGAUUUAUCAGAUAUGUAUUAUUCAAUGCCUGUACUCAAUGUACACCAAGGACGUUUAAACUUUCCUGUAUCCCACGUGACCAGUAAUCAAAUCUUCAAUGGAAUCCCUGAAGACCUUGCUGCACAGAAUUCACGUUAUGAAAUUGUAUGGAAUCCCUCUUUACAAGAACCUCAAAAAAAACCCACACAAAAUAGAAAAUCACAAUUUAAAUCUAGGAGUAAUAGAAAAUCACAAUUUAAAUCUAGGAGUACUUGUAAUAAUAAAUACUCCCAUGGUGUAUAUAGAAUCCUUAAAUACUCCCAUGGUGUAUAUAGAAUCCUUCAUUUAAAUCUAGGAGUACUUGUAAUAAUAAAUACUCCCAUGGUGUAUAUAGAAUCCUUCCUGUUGGUGUAUAUAGAAUCCUUCCUGUGCCGUCUCGACCGUAUGAAAUAAUAAAUACUCCCAUGGUGUAUAUAGAAUCCUUCCUGUGCCGUCUCGACCAUAUGAAAUUUUUCCUGUGCCGUCUCGACCGUAUGAAAUUUCAUGGAACCGUAUGAAAUUUCAUGGAAUCCAAUUUUACAAGGAUUGUUUGAAAAAAAUCCUCAAAACUCAAAUAUUCUACAUGAAAAUCUUGUUGCCCGAUCACAUUUUACUAAUAUUUUAUACUAUACAUUUUUACAAGGACUUCAACAACAACCCACAGAUAAUAUACAGCCACAACCUGAGUCUAGAACUCAUGCAUUUGGACUUGUCAAUAGCAUUAUUGAUUUAAAUUUUGGAUUUGACCAAAUUGAUGCAAUUCAUAUACUCUUGGGCACCAGAAGUAAGAUCAUUUUUUUUUACAAAAACAUUGUGAUACAUAAAACUAAUACCAUUGCAAAUUUAACAAAAUAAUUUUGCAUAUUAAAAAAAUGUAUUUUCUAAAUUUUUACAUUUAAAAUUUAUGUAAUACUAGAUACAUAUUUAAUCAAUUUUUAAAGUAAAUUAAUUUCCUCUUUCAAAUAAAAAUAUGUUCUUAUCACAACUCUUGCAUCAAUUUAGAAAACUAAUUCAUUAAAGUUAAGCAAAAGAUUGUUUUAAAAUAUUUGAAUAAAAAGAAAAAUUUACCUAACCAGAAGGUUGUUAUUUUUUUAAAUUUGUAUAUUGUGUUUAAAUGUAUAAAGUAUUAUUUGUUUACUUAUAUAAGACACUAGAGUACUGCAUAGGCAACCAAAAAUAAUACAUAUUUAAAACAUUUUUAGCGCGAUUUGCAAUUGUACCAGUUUCUCAAAAAAAGCCAAAUGUGUUGAACAAUUGUUAUAUUAAUAUGAAAUCAUUUAACCGACAACAGAAUGAUUGAUUUGAAAUAAACACUGCAAAGGUACUUGAAUUAAUAAUGUAAAUUUAUAUUAAAUUUUAAUUUUCAUUGUAUUUUAGGGAAUGUUUUGUAAUUUACAAAUACCCAUGCAGAAUACUAGUGCAACUAAAUUUUUGCCAUUAAAUUUUAAACUUAAUAGUAAUAAUAUUCAGCAUGAGAGUAUGCAUCUAUUGGUAAAUAUUAUACUUAUUUAUAUUCUUAAAAGGAUGCAAUUUAAUUUAUAUAUGAAUUAUGUUGUAGCAACAAGGUGCCAAACACAAUAGUAUAAAUGAUAAAACUACUAAUCCUACGCCUCUUUCAAUUGGAGAAGACAUACAUUUAUAUUGGACUGGAAAUGCUUGUAUUCCAACAGGUAAAUUACAAGUUACAAAAUCAAAUAUAUGA
Molecule: messenger RNA, 4154 nt
Organism: Cinara cedri
Lineage: Eukaryota; Metazoa; Arthropoda; Insecta; Hemiptera; Aphididae
Source: the annotation of a GenBank genome assembly